GUGGCUAAGUAUUGAAAGAGUUUGAGAUGGUGAUGUCAGCUGAGUUCAGAAAGUAAACAGAGUUCCAGACGGCAGCAUGCUGUCUGUGGAACCUGGACUUCAGCUGGGGCAAACAGAUGGGCGCUCCGACGCGAUUCCUGGGACCAGCGCAAUUAUCAGUGGGCGGCCAGGCUGGUUCCUUCUCAUUUACCUCCUCAUCUUUAUCUUCGUACCUCAAGGGAGCUCCUGGCCCAACAAUUACAGGUAUUUGUACAACCACUGCCCAGGCCCAGAGUGGAACGUCAUGUGCAGGGGAUGUUGCGAGUAUGAUGUGAUUCGCUGCAAAUGCCCCCUGCAGGGGACUUCGGUGGGUUACGCUGUGCCCUGCUGCCGCAACGCUAUCAAUGAGUGUGACCCCUGCAUCAUCCAUCCAGGUUGCAGUAUUUUUGAGAACUGUAAGCGGUGCAACAACGGGACAUGGGGUCCCAAAGAUGACUUUUUCAUCCAUGGCCAAUACUGCGCUGAGUGUCGUCCUGGAUGGUCUGGUGGUGAUUGCAUGAAGUGUGGUGGGGUGAUCCGCAAACGUCAGGGCCACUUAGUUCUGGAGAGCUACCCCAACAACGCAAGGUGUGAGUGGACCAUAGAGGUGGAUCGACCCUUUACAAUAGAACUCAGGUUUAUGAUGCUGAGUUUGGAGGUACAUCAUUCUUGUCGCUAUGACUUCGUGGAGGUCAGAGAUGGUGACAGCAUCAACUCUCGUGUUGUAGGUCGGUUCUGUGGAAACAUCAGACCUGCUCCCAUUCAGAGCUCUGGCAACAGUCUCCACAUUCAUUUUGAGUCUGAUGGUUACAAGAAUUUUGAUGGCUUCUUUGCUACAUUCCAGGAGAUUUCAGCUUGCAGCUCCUCUCCUUGCCUACACGAUGGGACAUGUAUCCUUGACAGCUCUUACGAUUUUCACUGUGCCUGCCUGGCCGGCUAUACAGGCCAGCGGUGUGAAAAUGUAGUGGGAUGCCGCAGGCCUCCUGUGCCCACCCAUGGAUCCACACAGGGAGUGUUUCAUCGCGCAGGGGCACGAAUCACUUUCCACUGUGACGCAGGGUUUGAGUUGCAGGGAUUAAAGACUGCCAUCUGCCUGAGUGAUGGCACCUGGAGUGCACCUGCCCCACAGUGUGUUCCAGUGGAAAGAGUAUGUGCCCUACCACCAAAGCCAAUACACGGGGACCACUUCUUGGUUUAUGGUCCCAAUGAUGUUUUAAUUGCUCUCCAGUACCUUUGCCAUCAGCCCUAUGAACUCAGUGGAGUCGCUCAAAGAACCUGCCUUCCGAACAACACCUGGAGUGGAAGUCAUCCUGUCUGUAUCAAAGUGAAUAACACACUCACCGAAGCAGAAAAGGACAAGGAAGCUGGAAAAAAGACAGGAAAAGGUACAGAUAAAGACAAAGAAAUACAAAGUGAGAAAGAUAUCAGCAAAGCUAAAGAAAAAAGCCAAGAGAACACAGGUAUAAAUAAAGAAAGCGAUCAUUGGAGUACAACAGCAGAAGACAAAAACACUGGUAUUAUUCCAGUGAAAACUGUGGCCGAGGAUAGGAAUGAAGAGGAAAAAAAUAUUGGCCGGGAGAAAACGACUAGCAGCAGUGAAGAUAAAAUAGGUAGUGUCGGCCCAGACAAUGCCCUGGACAAAGACGAGAAUAAAGAACCUGAAAUAGUAAAACCUGGGAAGAAAGAAGACAGCCAUUCCCCAAAGUCGGAGAUGGAUAUUACUGACAUAGUGCUGAUAAAAGACAAAGGACAAAGCCAGAAGGAAAAAAAAGAGGAGCAAGUGAAUGGAAAGAAAGACUCUGGCAAAGUUGGACCGAACGACACUAAGCUGCGGAUGGUUGUCUCAGAGGAAACAAACACAGUAGAGAUAUAUGAGCAGGAAAUGGCAAAGAACAACACAGUCACGGAUGGUAUGAAUGACGUAAAGAAAAACAAUAAUACGAUAGCUUUACCAGAGAGGAAAAUAAUUCCCUCGAGAAUCAAUAUUACACAGUAUACGCUGUAUAGAGCAGGAGGUGAGGAAAGUGGGAAACCAAAGCAAAACCCACCAAUUAAAGAGGGCAAAGCGGAGACAAGUCCUACUGACGAACCAAAGCAACUUGAUAUGGAUCAAAAGGAGAAAGAAAAAGAGAAGGACAUAAACCAGAGCUUCAUUGAGAGGAGCUGCCCACCUCCCCCUCGCCUUCAUCAUGGUUAUCACAUGAUGAUGCCAGGGGCCAGGCUUGAGACAGUGGAGUUCUUCUGUAACCACUCCUACGCUCUGAGUGGAGACACCCUGCGAAGCUGCCAACCAGAUGGUACCUGGAGUGGCCAACAGCCCCUGUGUGUUCGAGCGUGUCGGGAGCCCAAAGUUUCAGAGUUGGUCAGACAAACAAUUCUCCCCCCGCAAGCACCAUUCAGAAAGACGCCAGUACAUAAGCUGUACUCGACUGCAGUGGGCCGACAAAUCCAGUCUGACGGCCCCACCAAACGGCCACCAUUACCUUCACAGUUGGCUCCGGGUUUCCAUCACCUUUACACACAUAUAGUGUAUGACUGUGCUUCUCCGUACUACCACCACAAUGGGAGCCCUCGGCGGACUUGUCUCAAGACAGGGAAAUGGAGUGGGCGCCAUGUAUCUUGUUCACCAGUGUGUGGGAAGCAUCCAACCUUUAACCCUGAGAGGCUGGGAGAGGCUCAUUGGCCUUGGCUAGUGGCCAUCUACCGCCGCUCCACCAAUGGUGCAGAGACCAAGGUGACCAGGGCAGAUAGCCACUCUGGAUCUGUAAAGAAGGACGACAGCGCAAGCGCUAGCAACCAUGUCCGGGCUUCUGACUGGCAGCUGGUAUGCAGUGGGGCUCUGGUGAACCAAAGGAGUGUUGUGGUUGCAGCACACUGUGUGACACAGCUGGGGAAGGUUUAUCCUCUGGAUGCAGCUAAAAUCAAGGUAGUCGUAGGGAAACACUAUCGGGCCGAUCACAGGGAAAAUAAAGGUCUCCAACACCUGAGGGUGGCCGCCAUUGUUAUUCACCCAAACUACGACCCCCAUAUUCUUGACUCUGACAUAGCUGUCAUCAAGUUACUGGACAAAGCAAAAAUUGGAGAGAAAGUGCAACCCGUCUGCCUGUCAGACUUUCAGGGUGAGGGUGAGAUGUCUGGACAAGGGCUUGUGACAGGCUGGUCCCCACUUCCUGACUCAGGUUUGGGUGCCGAUGAAAAAGCGAGAGUUGGCGUUGUUCACCUCGCUGACAUCGUCCCAUGCGAGCAGCAAUACGCCCGUAAUGGCGUUCCAGUCAGUGUUACUGACAACAUGCUGUGCGCAAGCCAGAAGCCGAACUAUGGACCCUCUAACAUAUGUCCCUCCGACACUGGGGGAAUCCUUAUCCUCCCUGCACUCACUGACAACAAGGAGAAUCCCUCUGUCAUCUUUACUCAAAGGGGAAACAAAAGAUUUUGGAGACUUCUGGGACUAGUAAGCUUUGGCUAUGACCAAGGGGAGUGUGAUCCUGAACUCUAUACAGUCUACACUCAUGUAGCAAGCUUCAAAGUCUGGAUCGAGAAUAGUAUGAAAUAGAAAUCUUCUUGUAUGACUAAAUAUUUAAAUAGCAUCUAGCUUUCUGUUCUGCUACUUUUGUUUUCCUGUCCAUUCUACUUACAUUCUCAUCUCAUUUUUCUAGUGUCUUGCACAAGGACAACACUGGACCACACAGUGCUCUAAGUGAAGGGAUCCUCACACAUUAAAUGUUAUUUUAAUCAGUCUUUGAUCAGAAUACGUCUUGUUCGUCAGUCUGAGGUUACAGACUUCAAAAUGACAAGUUCAUCCUCAAACAAGGAUGUAAUCGAUUGUAUGUACACAUUGGUAUGUACUGUAUAUACAGGAUAUUGUAAUGUAUUGACUUUAACAUUAAAUAAUAUGACUUAGUGAUGUACAUAUUGUAUUAAAAGACAGGAACAAAGAUGUUUUUAAUUAAAGAAAGGAAGGGAA
Messenger RNA from Phyllopteryx taeniolatus (common seadragon), 3982 nucleotides. It is a transcript of the gene pamr1b, whose product is annotated as peptidase domain containing associated with muscle regeneration 1b. Gene Ontology annotation, molecular function: serine-type endopeptidase activity. Gene Ontology annotation, biological process: proteolysis. The coding region runs from base 77 to 3571 and encodes 1164 amino acids. The record is from RefSeq and is a predicted model, not a curated record. The transcript has 14 exons. Lineage: Eukaryota; Metazoa; Chordata; Actinopteri; Syngnathiformes; Syngnathidae.